This is a messenger RNA of Tilletiaria anomala UBC 951, 303 nucleotides long. RefSeq lists its product as uncharacterized. The record is from RefSeq and is a predicted model, not a curated record. Lineage: Eukaryota; Fungi; Basidiomycota; Exobasidiomycetes; Georgefischeriales; Tilletiariaceae. Bases 1 to 303 code for a protein of 100 amino acids. The transcript is spliced from 2 exons.
AUGACGCGCUGUGUCCCGUCGCACGAGAACUCGGUCCAAGGGCGGCACACACUUUCUUCGUUCUACUCGAACAGCGGCAUCGAAGACAGAGAUGCAUACAGUGUUGGAUACACCUCGAUGGACGGCAUUAAGUACUGCGAUGGGGACUGCAGCGACUCGGGCGACGAGGUGAUCCGCCGCGCUCUGGGCGGGCGCGGCAGCCACCAGUACAACAGGCGUUACCUCCUCAGCGCCGAGAACCACAAGAUCAACAUGUUCGAGGCGGUUGGCGCUUGCGGGAGGCUCGACUGCCUGGUCGGGUAG